CUUUCCUCAACAGGAGCCAAAGAGUGACGCCCGGUUCAUUCCUGGCUUCGGACCAGUACGCAGUUGCUUACCGGGGGUGCCCGGAAUUGUUGACAAGGUGACAAACGCUUUCCACUUUUAUUUCUCCCGCGCCCCUUCUGGUCCAGAUGAGGGAGGCGUGUACCGGCAAAGCUCCCUCGACGCCGGCAUUGUCUUGAAACGCGAAGCGUAACCUUCACAAGCCGGCCACUGUCGCAUCGUCCAUCACCGUCACUAAUUUUUUUUCUCCGUGUCGGCUGGGCAUGGUCAAACGAGGAGCCGGUUUGGCGCUGCUCGCGUCGCGGGCGUCCGGCGUUCAGAAGGUCUUAAACCGCCUCGCCCUCAGCAACAGGCGCGUUGGCCGGACGCUGCAACUCUCACUUCUUUUGACCAAGGCUCUGGUGGCCCGGACGACCGCUGCUGCAAACCAGGGGACAAGCGGUCCCAGUCGUAAUUCUAAUAAUACACGUACUGCUAGAAUCACGCCUCAGCAGGGGACCCUCUUUCUGCAUCUGAUCCGGCCCUGCCUCGACCUCGCGCCGUGGAUUUACAGUCUCGUUUUCCUCGCCCGGCUCCCCUUCCUCGACUUCUCCCUUCCCUCACUCACACCUGCCAUGGCGUCGUCUGCGAACAGUAGCGCAUCCAAUUCCGACAUCAACACACCUCGGUCCAUCUCUCCUUCCUCCGUGGCGUCAGCUCGGUCGUCACACUCGUCUAUAUCUAGCUCCAAGCGCAUGUCCAUCUCGUCAUCGCGUCGCAUCUCGGCUGCCAACCCCAUGUCGUCAGUUGACAUUGUCGCCAUCGAGGAAGCCAUGAGAAUGGCGAACCUAGACGUCCUCCGGGGCUACGCCCAGAACCACUACGCCGAGGUGCACCAAUAUGCUAGUACCGAAUACAUUAGCCAGAACCAGGCCCUCGGCUACCAGGUGCUCAGCGAGCCCAUGUGGAAUAAGGGCCUGUCUUUUACACCAGAGCAGCGCAUAGCCAAGAAUCUUACCGGUCUCAUUCCGCACGUCAUGGAGGACGCCAGCAAGCAGUGCGAGCGCGCGCUCAAAGUGAUCCGGUCCCGGCAGACCAGCAUCGACAAGUACAUGUACCUGUCGAAUAUCAAGGCCCAGAACGUCGACCUCUUCUACCGUCUGCUCAUCGACAACGCCAAGGAGCUGAUGCCCCUCGUGUACACGCCCACCAUUGGCGAUGUCUGCUUGCAGUACUCGACGCUGUACACGCGGCCUGAGGCGCUCUACAUCUCGAUUAAGCAGCGGAAGUCAAUGAGGACGAUCCUCAGGAAUUGGCGCUACCAGAACCCGGAGAUCUGCGUCGUGACGGACGGUUCCCGCAUUCUCGGCCUGGGCGACCUGGGCGUGAACGGCGUCGGGAUUUCGAUUGGAAAGCUAGCCCUGUACACGGCGGCUGCCGGCAUCCACCCGUCCAAGACGCUUCCGAUUGUGCUUGACUGCGGCACGGCCAACGAGGCAAACCUCAAGGACCCGCUUUACCUCGGCCUGCGCGCCAAGCGCCCCUCGGUUGCCGAGCAGCAGGAGUUCAUGGACGAGUUCAUGCAGGCUGCCGCCGAGGUGUACCCGGACAUGGUGGUGCAGUUUGAAGAUUUUGAGAGCGAGAAGGCAUUCAACUAUCUCGACCGUUAUCGGCAUAACUACAAGUGCUUCAAUGACGACAUUCAGGGUACUGGUGCCGUCGUCCUGGGCGGUUACAUUGGCGCCGUGAAUCUCUCGGGUGUGCCGCUCGAGGAGCAACGCCUCGUCUUCAUGGGCGCCGGCUCCGCCGGUGUCGGUGUCGCGAAGCAGCUGGUCGAGUACUACACCAAGCGCGGUCUGUCGGAACAGGCGGCCAAGGACAAGUUCUGGCUCGUCGACACCAAGGGUCUUGUGACCAAGGAUCGCGGCGACAAGCUCGCCGAGCACAAGAAGUACUUUGCCCGCACCGACAACAACGGCCACCAGUUCCGCACCCUCGAGGAAGUCAUCGAGUAUGUCAAGCCGACCGCCCUGGUCGGUCUGACGGCUACCUAUGGCGUCUUCACCGAGUCCGUGGUCCGCGCUCUCAAGGCGUCCGUUGACGCCGGUGGUCUCGGGCGCCGACCCAUCCUGUUCCCUCUGAGCAACCCGCUCACCAAGGCGGAAUGCACCUUCGAGCAGGCCGUGACGUGGACCGACGGCACCGUCAUCUUUGCCUCGGGCUCGCCGUUCUCGCACUUCACGGUGAAGACUAGCGACCACGCCGUGACCUACUACCCCAACCAGGGCAACAACGUCUACGUGUUCCCCGGCAUUGGGCUCGGUGCCAUCCUCUCCAAGGCCAGCCGCGUGACGGACAACAUGAUCUACACGUCGGCUGCAGCCCUCGCCGGCACGCUCAACGCCGACGAAAUCCACAAGGGCCUCAUCUACCCGCGGAUCGAUCGCGUGCGCGACGCGAGUCUCAUCGUCGCCCGCGAGGUCAUGAAGGCUGCGCGGCGCGAUGGCGUGAGCCAGCUGCCCGAGGACCAGUGGCUUGAGUGGGAGGAGUGGGGAGACCCGGCUCUUGACAAGUACAUCAAGGCGCAGAUCUACGAUCCUCAGCUUUGAACCAGACGCGGGGCGUCUUUACGCAACGAGGCAUUUUCUUAGAAGGAUAGCGUUUCUUUUAUUCGUCUGCUUCGCCUUGGCUUGUCCAAGCGCAGUGUUCCUUUCUCGGCUGACCGGCCCACAACCGCCUGACGCUGCGACCCCUUUUCUUACUAACUACCUAAUGAUUCCCCGGCUGGUUGAUUGCUUAACUAGCCUUUGUCUUG
Chaetomium strumarium is the source of this 2812-nucleotide messenger RNA. RefSeq lists its product as uncharacterized. The transcript is spliced from 4 exons. Gene Ontology annotation, biological process: pyruvate metabolic process; malate metabolic process. The coding region runs from base 282 to 2606 and encodes 774 amino acids. Gene Ontology annotation, cellular component: mitochondrion. Gene Ontology annotation, molecular function: NAD binding; malate dehydrogenase (decarboxylating) (NAD+) activity. NCBI's taxonomy places the organism in Eukaryota, Fungi, Ascomycota, Sordariomycetes, Sordariales, Chaetomiaceae. The record is from RefSeq and is a predicted model, not a curated record.